AUGUCUGUUCCUGUUUAUGCUGUAAUAGAUCCCAUGUUCCAGAUUCAAAGAGGAAAAUAUGAUCCCUCUGGGUACAAGAGCCUGGGCGACAGUUUUAAAACCAUAUUCCGGACAGAAGGGCUGUUUGGUUUCUACAAAGGUCUCCUCCCUCCAAUCUUGGCUGAAACACCCAAAAGGGCAGUAAAGUUCUUCACCUUUGAACAGUACAAGAAAAUACUUGGAAAUGUUUCUCUAUCACCAGCUUUGACAUUUGCAGUUGCUGGCUUGGGAUCCGGGCUAACAGAAGCAGUUGUGGUUAACCCUUUUGAAGUAGUCAAGGUUAGCCUCCAGGCAAAUCGGGAUGCUUUCAAAGAGCAACCAUCCACCUUUGCUAAAGCUCACCAAAUUAUUCAGACCAAUGGAUGGGGUCUGAGUGGACUCAACAAAGGGCUGCCUGCUACUUUGGGACGUCAUGGAGUUUUUAAUAUGGUCUAUUUUGGAUUCUACUUCAAUGUGAAAAACAUCAUUCCUGCCAAUAAGGACCCAACCUUGGAGUUUCUCAGAAAGUUUGGAAUUGGACUGGUCUCAGGAACAAUAGCCUCAAUUAUUAACAUCCCUUUUGAUGUUGCAAAGAGUAGGAUUCAAGGACCACAGCCAGUUCCUGGAGAAAUCAAGUACAGGACCUGUUUUAAAACUAUGGCAACCGUUUAUAAAGAAGAAGGAUAUCUAGCUUUGUACAAAGGAUUGGUUCCCAAGAUCAUGAGGCUAGGACCAGGUGGUGCAGUGAUGCUGCUGGUUUAUGAAUAUGUUUAUGCAUGGCUUCAAGGAAACUGGUGAUCAAAAAUACUAAUUUAAGACUGCAAAUAAUGUAAAACAGUUCCUAUCAACUAAGACGUAUGUGCAUGAGCAUUUAUAUGCUGAGAGAAGAAAGGGAGAGUUGUACAACAAUGCGAAAUGGAUGGUCUUUGUUAUUAAAGGCCAACAGUAGAGACUAUUCUUCAGGAAAGAACGUUGAUAUUAUAUUCCAGUCCAGAUGCAAGUACAUAUCCCACUAAGUAAAAGCUACAAAAAUACUAUUUUAAAAGAAUAAAAUGUAUGUCUAUCAAGCAAAUUAAAAGUGUUUAAUUGAGCAGUCUCUCUUUGACCGAUUGAUUGAACAAUCACUAUUAAAUAUAUCUUUACACUAUUGAGAUCUUGAUUUUAGACUCCAAUCUUAUGUUCAGAUUCCUAAGUGGUUAUGAGUAGAAUUAAACUCAGAACUGAGUCUUUCUAAAUUUAACUGGAGUUGCUAUCAGGUAAGCAAUUGCUAUAUGAUUACUUGAUGAAGUAAACAACUUAUGUUAGGGCUAUCAGACCUGGGCUGCAAACCUUCAGAUGACCACUAAAUGGCGGCAGAUAGUUGGGUGGAGUUGUACUUCCCACAAGGGACCACAUCUGUACCUUCAUUACUGACUGUAAAAUCACAGGUAGUGCAAUGUCACUCUCUUGAGAAAGCAGUUUUAAUAUUAAGCACGCCCUAGUUACAGGCCAGACUAUUGCAUGACAUGCUGCUUGGAGCUGCUAUUGAAAAUGACUCCAAAAAUUGAGCUGAUUAAAGAAAUCAGUGGUUCUCGUUCUUCUUGAGGUUAGAAAGUCAAAUCAUGUAUUACAUUAAUUCUGCAUCAACUGUGCUGAUUGCCAGCUCAUGUUUUACUCAAUGUGAAAUACUUCAGACCUUUAAAACUCUAAGCAACAUUACCAUUUGCUAUUUUAAAAUCAUCUUUGAAAGAUCUGUUUGGUGACCCACCAUUAUGACCUUUAAGGUUGACAAGCAUUAGAGAGAGGUCCUUCUUAGUGAUAGCCCCCAACCCUUUAAAUUUCCUCUCUAGAGAGAACAGUCUAGCUAUGAAAGCCAUUCUUCUUUUCUUUGGCUUCUUGUUUUAUGAUUUUUAAUAUUUGCUGUCAUCAGAUAUUUGAAACUGCAUUUUGUUUUAAAUCUAAAUCUAAUUUGUUUUGUUUUAUCAUUUGAUACUUCAUAUUACUGGUUUAUAAUGCAAAUUGUAUUCAGAAGGCUGUAAUGUUGAAAGAUGGCUAUGAAAUAUAGAUUAAAAAACUUAUUCUCAAAAUUUCAAAUAAAUAGAAGUGGGAAUCAUAUUUGGAUUCUUUUUUUUUAAAUAACAUUUUUAUAAUGAUUUUUGUGGUAUAUUUUGUGCAAGAGAGAUGGAGGUAUCUUAGCAUUUUUAAAGAUAUCUGUGCUGAUAUAAACAUGUAAAAUUUUUACCUAGAUUAUAUUACACUGGCUUUUUCAAAGUGUUCUUCAGUGGUUAAUGUCAACAAAAUGUUUUGUUAUGUAAUAAGCUUUUCCAAUGUAGGAAUUAAAUGUCUUCAGAGAAAAUCAGAUAUUUCUCU
Messenger RNA from Python bivittatus (Burmese python), 2367 nucleotides. The record is from RefSeq and is a predicted model, not a curated record. NCBI's taxonomy places the organism in Eukaryota, Metazoa, Chordata, Lepidosauria, Squamata, Pythonidae.